Molecule: messenger RNA, 423 nt
Organism: Colletotrichum orchidophilum
Lineage: Eukaryota; Fungi; Ascomycota; Sordariomycetes; Glomerellales; Glomerellaceae
Exons: 2
Coding region: 1-423 (140 amino acids)
Source: RefSeq, a predicted model, not a curated record
AUGUACUACAAGGCAAUUGAUGUUCAAAAAGGGCUAUUCGCAAAGUGGAAGAUUGCCGAAGAAUCAUCCGCCCGCAUCGCAAUUGGUAACUUCACCGGCACAGAUAAGCUCGACCUCAUCCCGGUGGAGUACAACGUUCCUACUUACUACGAGAAGCCCAAUCCUGUCAUUAGUCUCCACGUCAACAAAUUUGCCAAGCCCAGGCCCGCCGUGACUGAGCGUCACAUUGUACCUACGGUGUGGGACAACGGAGGCUUGGCGUAUCUGGCUCGGCCCAAGGAAGUCAAGAGCCAGCAAUCUGUUCCACUCAUUGAAAUUGUAAACUACGCAAUCAGCAUUGAGGUCCUGCCCCUCGGAGCAAAGAGUCCCGUUGGCAAGAAGGAUGGCAUCAAGGUCCUCUGCGGCUCCGUCGCUGAUAUCUAG